Molecule: messenger RNA, 4189 nt
Organism: Siniperca chuatsi (mandarin fish)
Lineage: Eukaryota; Metazoa; Chordata; Actinopteri; Centrarchiformes; Sinipercidae
Gene: gba2
Product: glucosidase, beta (bile acid) 2
Exons: 18
Coding region: 831-3431 (866 amino acids)
Biological process (GO): glucosylceramide catabolic process; carbohydrate metabolic process; central nervous system development
Cellular component (GO): membrane
Molecular function (GO): glucosylceramidase activity; beta-glucosidase activity
Source: RefSeq, a predicted model, not a curated record
CAGGCUGUUCACUGAUUUUGACUCCAUCAAACUCCAAAAGCAUUUAGCCAUUCUUUGUUUUUUCGUAUUUAAGGUGUGUUUAUAGCUUGGCUGAGGUUUGGAUCUACCAAUCUUGUGAGAGGAGAUAUGCGUAGGCAGCCUGAGAGACACACCUGAGGGCAGAAAUGACAAGUGCAUCAUUUACAUAUUGAGCGCCGUGCUAGCUAGCAGAAGCUACAGGGUUCUGAGAGAGGUCGGUUUGGAGCAGCAGUGGGAUGACGCCGUCGCUCCGGUGUCCCGGCUAAAUGACUACGAUCAGCAUCCUCAAUACUUGUUGUUGGUCUUUAGCUGUCAUCCAUCCAUCCACCGCUUCUGCUGACAGCACAGCCACAUCCAGACUCCAUGCAAAGGGGGGCAAAGGGGUCUGCUAUCUCUAAACACCGGAAUUCAAAUGGUGGUGGUGUAGUGCAUUGCUGCAAAUAGUCCCCGAUGACAUGAACAUCCUGAGCUGUAGAGGCUAAAUGAUAUUGUGGACAGCAUAAUCUUAUAAUGGCACUGGGACCUCCUGCCUGAAGAAGCAAAUAUUUACCCCUCGGUCCGUCAAGCAGGCAUUCAGAGCUGGUCAGCUGAGAGCCGGUUUCCCCACAGGAAUGACUCUUUGCAGAGUACUGAUCCACUUAAAGAUCUCUAGGCCACAUAUAGGUACCUCAGUGUUAUUGCCCCAUGGUGAAGACACAUUAAAUUGACUCUGGAUUGACAUAAGGUGGUGACAGCUACCUGUUUGUAAUCACAAGUGUUUUCCUGCUCCCAUUCACUACUAUAAGCGCUCUAUUGCUGGGUAUCCCGUUAAAAUGACUGCAGAGUGGGGUGAGAAAUCCACAGCAGACCUCAUGAGUAGGUAUGUCUCCAAGGAAAUGGGAUAUGGAGUGCCCAAGGAGGGUUGGCGUAUCUGUCUGGCACAUGAGUUCAAGGAGAAGAGAAAGCCCUUUCAAGCAAAAGAUGUUUCGCUGUCCAACGUCCUUGAGCACGUCGGCCUUGGAAUCAGGUAUCUAAAAUGGUGGUACAAGAAGACCCAGGUGGAAAAGAAAGCUCCAUUCAUUGACAUGUUUGGUGCCCAACCCUUGCGUCAAAUAUAUGGUGCUCCACUUGGCGGUAUUGGAGGAGGUACCAUCACAAGAGGUUGGCGGGGGGAAUUCUGCAGAUGGCAACUUAACCCUGGGAUGUAUCACUACAAAACUGUCACAGCAAACCAGUUCACAGUGUGUUUGCGUCGUGGAGGGCAAACAGUUUACCAGCAGGUGCUAUCUGUAGAGCGUCCUCCCACAUUACAAGGCUGGAACUGGGGCUAUUGCGGAGAGUAUGCCUUCUAUCACGCCUUGUACCCCCGCGCCUGGACCGUCUACCAUCUGCCAGGACAGAAUGUCACCUUAACCUGCAGACAGAUCUCCCCAGUCAUCCCCCAUGACUACCAGGACUCUAGUCUCCCAGUGGCAGUAUUUGUGUGGGACAUAGAGAACAAGAAUGACUACGCUCUCGAUGUCUCUAUCAUGUUCACUAUGGUCAAUGGUUCGGGACACAAGGACGACAAGAGCGGGGGACACUGGAAUGAACCAUUCCACCUGGAGAAGGAGGGGGAGGCGGUGUCUGGUGUCUUGCUACAUCACUGCACUACAGUAAACCCUUACACUCUGUGCAUCGCAGCCCGAGAACAGCCUGACAGGGAAGUGAGUCACCAGACAGCGUUCAGUCCAAAGGGACCCUGCAGCGGGCUGUGGAGUGACCUCAUCACUGAUGGACGACUGGACUGUCCUACAGGAUCCUGCCCGCCAACGCCUAAGGGAGAGAAGGUGGCGGCAGCGUUGGCUGUGGGCUGCUCAGUGCUGGCUCAGGGCCAUAACAGCCUGGAGUUCUGCCUGGCCUGGGACAUGCCCAAAAUCACCUUUGGCUCUAGGGAGAGGGAACACAUCAGGAGAUAUACUCGUUACUUUGGGACCAAAAGGGAUGCGUCCCCCUCACUCAGUCACUAUGCCCUUACACACUACAGACUGUGGGAGAAAAGCAUUGAGAAGUGGCAAAGACCCAUACUACAGGACAGUUCUCUCCCGUCCUGGUAUAAGUCAGCCCUGUUUAACGAGUUGUACUUUGUGGCGGAUGGAGGGACGGUGUGGACAGAGCUACCAGAGGAUGCUGACGUCAGCGGUGGUGUGCGCAGUGAGGACGGGGGGCUGCCAGCUCAGCCUGCUGUCAUCAAGGAGUACGGUCGUUUUGCCUACUUAGAAGGUCAGGAGUACAGAAUGUACAACACAUAUGAUGUGCACUUCUACGCUUCCUUUGCACUUAUCAUGCUGUGGCCCAAACUUGCUUUGAGUGUGCAAUAUGAUAUUGCUGGCAGUGUGGUUCAACAGGACCCAACAGAGAGGCUCCAUCUGAUGAGUGGGCAGUAUUCUCCUGUCAAGGCCAAAAAUGUGGUGCCUCACGACAUAGGAGACCCAGAUGAUGAGCCAUGGCAGAGGGUGAAUGCUUACCUUAUCCAUGACACUGCAGACUGGAAGGACCUCAACCUGAAGUUUGUCCUGCAGGUCUACAGGGACUUUCAUCUAACACAGGACAGUCAGUACCUGCAGGAUAUGUGGCCCAUCUGCCAGGCGGUGAUGGAGUCAGAGAUGAAGUUUGACCAGGAUGGAGAUGGACUGAUAGAGAACUCUGGAUAUGCUGACCAGACCUAUGAUGGCUGGACGGUGACUGGACCAAGUGCGUACUGUGGUGGGCUGUGGUUGGCAUCCCUGUGUGUGAUGUGUAAGAUGGCCAGAUUGGUGGACAACGAGGAGAUAUACCAACGUUACAGAGACAUCUUGGACAGGGGCAGCGCUGCUUUUGACAAACUGCUUUGGAAUGGCAAGUACUACAACUAUGACAGCAGUGGAAGAGACCUUUCUAAUAGUGUCAUGUCUGACCAGUGUGCUGGCCACUGGUUCCUGAGAGCGUCCGGGCUGGGAGAGGGAGAGUACCAGGCUUUUCCAAAAGACAAAAUCCAGAGGGCACUAAAAUCUGUCUUUGACUUGAAUGUAAUGACCUUCGCUGGAGGCCAGAUGGGGGCAGUUAACGGCAUGCGUCCUGAAGGAGUGCCUGACCGCUCCAGUGUCCAGUCAGAUGAGGUCUGGAUUGGAGUAGUAUAUGGACUGGCAGCCACUUUGAUCCAUGAGGGUAUGCAGGAGGAGGGUAUGCGCUCAGCAGAGGGUUGCUACCGGACUGUAUGGGAGAGGCUGGGCAUGGCCUUCCAGACUCCUGAAGCCUACUGCGAGAAAGGCAUUUACCGCUCUCUAGCUUACAUGAGGCCUCUGAGCAUUUGGGCCAUGCAGCUAGCCCUGAACUCUUCACAGAAGGAUCAGGCCACAUCAGCUCAAACUGGAGCCACAGAUGGGGAGCAGGCACAGGAUCUGAGACAAAAUUAGAGCUAGGACUUGAGCCAUCAGACUGGUGUGAUUAGAGAGGUACAGCGAGUUCUUCUGAAAGUGACCUUCAAACGACUGCAUCCACCAUCCUCAUCUGCAGGGCUCCGUUUGAUUGGUUUCAAACCUAAUCAAACCUUUGAUUAUCUACUGUUUGUUUUGCUUCAAAUGUUUUGUCGUUUGAGGCUUGAGGUCAGAACUGUGAUGAUUUAUGCUUGACAAAGUCAAAAGCCACUGUAGAUCAUGAUAUUGUUAGCCAGCCAAUGUCAAAAUCAUAUCCAGAGUGUAUUGCUAAUUAAAAAUUGACCUUGUGUUUCAACAACAUAAUGUCUAUUUGCACGCAUAUAUACACACAAACACACACACGCAAGCACUACAUUUCAGUCAUGUCAAUAAUAAUGUUUGCAUAUUUGGAACAAGUUUAUAUGCUAACUAUUUGAGGACUGUUGUGUGUUAUUAUACCAGCACAUGUAGUCAUUAUUGUCAAGUACAUCAGUGGGCCUUUGAGUGAAUCAAGCCAUGAAAAUUUUCUUUUUCCUCCACUUAAAUUUGAAUGCUGUACUAAGAUGAUUAUGUAAUAUGCGAUGGGUAGUGUUGGAAAUUAAGUAUGAAAAAAAUUAUGUUUUUUAAAAAAAAUAGCAUUUGGUGCCUUGUUGCAUGUUAGCCAUAUCUACAGUAUAUUAAUGUAGUGGCAACAUUUACUAGGUUUUAUAAAAUCCAAUACUCAUGACAAUCAUGCUGAAUAAAUGACUGAAUAAAGA